This is a messenger RNA of Porites evermanni, 762 nucleotides long. The record is from the annotation of a GenBank genome assembly. NCBI's taxonomy places the organism in Eukaryota, Metazoa, Cnidaria, Anthozoa, Scleractinia, Poritidae.
AUGAAAAUAGCCAAUGACUUCGUGAAAAGUAAUUAUCUCAACGAACUGCUUGAAGGACAAGGCGAUAACUUUGGUUCAAAGCUUACAAUAAAUAUGGAUUAUCUAACGGCACCGAUUUCUGCGGUUAUUGGCACUGAAGAUUCAAGUAGCACAACUCUCGUCUCAAGUUUACUGAAUGUGGCUGCCAUUCCAACCAUAAGUCCUUUCGCUACCAGCGAAGAGUUGAGCUCACCGUAUUUUAACUCCUUUUUUCGCACCAUUCCACCCGAUGGCCAACAAGCUAAAGCCAUGGUUGACAUAAUAGAGUAUUAUCAGUGGACGUAUAUUGCAGCCGUAGCCAUUGACCAUUCCUACGGACGAUACGGCUUACGCGCGUUGGAACGAGAAGCUUACGACCGAAAGACGUUCUGCAUCGCGUUUUCGGAGUACAUCACACGUUCGGGAUACAAAGGAAAAAUAACAUCAAUCGUGAGAAAACUCAAAGACGCUGAAAACAUUAAAGUGGUCAUCUUAUGGAGCAACUAUGAACCCGCAAAAAGAUUUCUGAAAGAAGCGACAGUGCAGGGGCUUGAAGGACGAACAUUUCUUAUUAGUGAAGCAAUAGCAUUCAUCAGUCCAGACGUUUUGGAAAAAAAUGCUGUCAUACUAAAAGGAGCAAUAGGAAUAAGGCCUUAUCUAUUCACAGACAAUCUGUUUGAGGAUUAUCUUAGGGGAAUCACACUAAAUAAGACCCGAGAAAGCGCCAAUCCGUGGUGGAAGUAG